UUAUUAUUUAUUAAUCAAAAGAAAAUUCAAAAAGCAUUGAGUAAACAUAAAGUUUAUAUUCCAUUAGAAGAUCCAGAAGAACCAGAAGAUACAACCAAAAAUGAAGCAUUUCAAACAACAAUGGUAUUUGAACAUGAAGGUCGUACAGUUGAUGCAUUAAAAUUGCCGACUCACCCAGAUCAAAAAAAUCUUUAUGUCACAAAAUUAAUUGAUAUAUAUUACAAAGCAGAAGAUUUUAUUAAUAUCGAUGUUAAUAAUGUUACAAAUAAUGAUGGAUAUCAAUUUAUUAAAGAAGCUGUUAGAUCAGUGUUCAGAUUAAGUGAUGAAAAACUGAACAUAGAAUGGCCGAAACUCCAUGAAGUUUUCUUACAAAAACGACGAAAUAUAAUGCGAUUAAGAAAUAAAACAACACCAGCACGAGGAAGAACAACCACACCAUUAGAAACAAAUAUAACAUCACCAACUACAGCAUUAUGA
Molecule: messenger RNA, 477 nt
Organism: Didymodactylos carnosus
Lineage: Eukaryota; Metazoa; Rotifera; Eurotatoria; Philodinida; Philodinidae
Source: the annotation of a GenBank genome assembly